AUAUUGAAUCUUCAGCAGUGGCGCUCAAACUCUCUCUGGUCCCUCACUGAGAGCAUCUGAACCAACAACAGCAGCGCGCACCAGCUUCAUACAAUUAACCAGCACUUCUGGGGUGCCUGGCCCUACACUGAAGACAUGUCAGCAAAGGACGGAUCUAUGAUACACCGUUGAGGAUCAGGAGUCAUGGAGUCUCUCUUCGGGGGCCAGUUGGGCUUGCUGGGGGGUAAUGAGGGUCUGAAAGAAGAUGGCUGUGGGGUGGGCUGGUCGAAUUCUCCCUUGUCAGAAGACAUGUACUCUGCCUCCCAUUUUGCCCUCAUCAGCGCCUACCAGGACAUUAAGACUCGACUGGCCGGCCUUGAGCGAGAAAAUGCAGACAUCAAAAGAAAACUCAAGAUUUAUGAGAUAAAGUUUCCCAUGAUAAGCGAGUUUGGAGAUGACAGAAACUCCUACUGCUCCUUUGAGCCCAAAGACACAGUGCUGCUCCAGUCAGAGAAUGGCAGUCUGCAACAGAGAGUCAACAUGCUGACCCUCGAGCUUCAGAAGAGCAAAGAGCGAGAGGAGCAGCUUGAAGAUGUCAUUCAGGCCUAUGAGAAAAUCCACAUGGAGAAGUCCAGCCUUCAGCGAGACCUAGACAAGAUGGCGUCUCUGGUGGAGAAACAUGUUGAGCGGAUUCACAGUUUAGAGGCUGCUCUGAGGCAGAGGGAGAGCUCACUACACAAACUCAACACACAGCUGCACAACAAAGACAUGCAGUACCUGCAACUACACAGCCCUGACUCACAUAUGCUAGAUUGCCCCAUGACCCUACAGAGCUCCCGAAGUCUGGACACCCUCUCUGACCUCAAACUGCAGCGUCUGGAGGCGGAGCUAGAGGGUGCACGGCACGAGGCUCAGGUGGCAUGUCAGAGGGAGGAGGAGCUAAAAGCUGAAUGUGAGAGGUUAAGGGAAGAGCUGAGAGAACUGCAAAGCAACCAGAGGCAGAGGGAGGUGAGUUCCACAUGUGGACAGUGUGAUGUGGAGUGGAUAAAGAAAGUUGGAGAUGAACAAGUAAAUCUGGCUUUGGCCUAUACUGAACUAACAGAGGAGUUGGGCAAGUUGCAGGCUCUGACCUCGAAACAGACAGAGAUAUUGCGGAAAGUCUCACAGGAGCCGGCAAGCCCAGUUCAGCGCCACUCUCCUGUCCCUCACCAGAGGCAUUCUCCUGUUCCACAGCGACAUUCCCCAAUCCAACAGCGGCAUUCCCCCAUUCAACAGCGUCAUUCUCCUAUUCCCCAGCGACGCUCCCCUGUUCUGCAGCGUCUCUCUCCGGACAUGCACCGUCGCUCACCUCUGCCUGAGCUCAGCAACGGCCCCGCAUCCUAUUCCUGCAGGCCCACUUCCCACCACUUGAGGGCCAGUUUCCAGGGAAGACGCAGUUACUCUGAAGUAGCCGAUCCGUCGGCUUAUCAACGGCCCCCGCGGUUCACUCUGGACCCGGUGUCCACUUUGCCGAAACCUCGACCAUAUGUCGACAGCUACCACAAGCAGCAGCAGCAGCAGCAACAACAACAGCAACAUGGAGGAAGCCAGCACAUGUUAGUUCAAAGACAGAGCUCUCAGUCCGGGGUUGGAGGUGAUGGGGGAUUGGCUGAAUCUCCUCGGCUGACCAGGGAGCUGUCUUUCCACCACUCGGAUGUGUCCCACUUGCAUUUUGAGCCUCAGCACAGCCCAGCACCUCUGCAUCCAUCUCCACAGCCUCCACAGUCCUCAGAGGAUGAGGAGGAAUGGUCCUGCCCUCAUCCCAUCAGUCCUCCACGAACACUGGGGGUGUCGAGCCCCUCAUCAAUCUCCAGAGGCCCCGCCUCUUGUUCUGCUUUCCCCAUUCCUUCCCGUCCCAACACCCUAAGCUGUCACCCACCUGGAUACCUGCAUGCAGAGCACGCCCAGUCUUGGCCAUCCAUCAAUCUGUGGAUGGAGACGGAGGAGGAGGGUGACGUCAGGAGCUGCCCGCUGUGCCAGCUAAUCUUCCCUGUUGGUUACCCUGAUGAUGCCUUGAUCAAGCACAUUGACUCGCACCUGGAGAACAGCAAGAUCUGACACCCACAGCCACGCCAUGACCUUCUGUUGUUCCACAGUUACAUUCACUCUCUGAUCCCGGUAUUUUUAGCUGGGUGCCUUCAGACAGAAUGUAGGCGAUGCACCUGUGGCCAUUCUCACAAUUUGGCUCAUAUAUCUAUAUAUCUUGCUGCUUUUCAACACAAAAUUCUUGAAAAAUUGUAACUUUCUUUUUUAAACACUGUUUAUCAGCAAUUACACGCACGAAACCAAACUGACUGAGCAUACUGCAUAUGAAGGCUCUCAUUUCAGCUUUUAACUACAGUUCCCAUGAUUAUUUGCAUUAUUUACACUUCAAUGUGGUCAUAUUAGACAUAUGGACAAUGGUUGCAUUAUUUGAAUUUCAGCACUUUAUAUAAGCACUUAAUAUCCAGUUUACCUUUAUCAAUAUUACUAACACUGAGGCUAAAAAGUAAAACCUUAUAGAUAUAAUUUAUUUUUAAUACUCCAGGGUCUUACCCUUAAACAUAUCUUAGUUUGGCAGGACUUCCUUUUAACACACCUGGAUUAUUUGUAAUUAUCUGUAAAUUCACAAUCACAUCUAUUUUGUUUGUCUUCCGGGGCGUUUGGCUGUACAAAAAGGGACGAAUUUUUCUUAAAAUAUUCUUAAAGAAUUUCCUCUCAUAAUAUACAUAAUGAUUGCAGCUCUGUGCACACCGUUUUAGCCAACCACUGACAAAACACCAGUUACUGUUGUUUCUCAAGACUUGAUUUCCAUAGUACACUUAGACAGUGGAUGGUUUUGAUCAUUUUUGAUGUAAUUACUUAAGAAAAAUUGCUUUAACAAAAUAUAUUUGUUCUUCUGAUCACACCACAGAGCGCAAUCUGUUUUAUCAGUUCAAACUUUUUUUAAUGUACUGUAAAUGUAUACCUGUAUUUAAAGCCAAUUAUAUGUAUUAACCUGUAAAUUCAGCUAUAUAAUAUAGAUGUGCAUUUUUCAAGCUUGGAUAAGAGCAAAUGGAUUGCUGAAGAUUAAAAGAAAACUACUGGAACUGCUAAUUCAAGUUUUGUAUUGCUGUGAUCUAAAUGAUCACAGCACCCAGUUGAGUGUUUAAUUAGCUAAGUGUUUAAUCAUAUUACUAUUCCCUAUUAUUCCAGGUGUACCUUAUAUUAUAUGUUAAAGUCUUCUUUCUAGGUAUUUUCCCUGAUUCUGCAGACUUUGUGAAAAUGAGGGCACUGGAUCUGCUACUAACCCAAAUACAGAGGAGCUAAAAUAGGAAAGUAGUGUGUCCAAAAUAAGAAGCUGUCUAUCAAAUAACUGGUUGGAGGUUUCAUUCAAUUGGCCAUCUAAUUUUAUGUGGCAAUUGCUAAUAUUCUGGAAAAAUGCCAUUCCAGAUGUUGU
Molecule: messenger RNA, 3436 nt
Organism: Sinocyclocheilus anshuiensis
Lineage: Eukaryota; Metazoa; Chordata; Actinopteri; Cypriniformes; Cyprinidae
Product: TANK-binding kinase 1-binding protein 1-like
Exons: 10
Coding region: 184-2076 (630 amino acids)
Cellular component (GO): cytoplasm
Source: RefSeq, a predicted model, not a curated record